AUGAAGACUGGUUUUCAUCCUCAGUGUGUUGAACAGGCAUCUAAUCAACCAUUAAUUUCCUUUUUGUUGGAUGAACAUAGUAACUAUUUCUUUCCUUCUGAUGAGAAACAGAGGCAGAGAGGAUUAGGGGUUGCCCUAAGUCAGAAAAGGAGGUUGCAGAAUUCAGCCUCAGGAAUCCAUACAGUAUUCAGGAGUGAUGUGGUAGAGAAAGGCCAGAAUUUGGAGGAAAAAAGAGAUGGAGAAGAACUAAUGGGAAAGAUUCAGACUCCAGUGGCAUGUAAAAGCCUGCUUUAUGCCCACCCACACACCAUCCCCAGGUCUCCUGUUGUGAGUGCAGCUUCAGAAGAAGAGAGUCAUGGAGAAGCCAGUUCCUCCCAGACACCAUCCAAUCAAUUUGAUGAGACCCUACUGAUCUUCACUGUCAGACAAGAAAUUAAGAGAGCCAGAGGAGCACCCCGUGAGGCCUGGAGCAGUCCAAUUUUGGCAAAGCAUGUGACAAAAAAACUUAUUAGAUCCCACUCAGUCACUCCUUUGCACCUGGAGGCUGCAGGCACGCACAUCAAUAGGUGCGUGAGACUUCAGAACCGGCCCUCCUGCAAUUCCAGGGGAGAUUCUGCCCCACUUGGUCCCGCUGCGAGGCAUUCCACCGCCAUCGGCCUCUGCAGGAAAAGCCAGACCCCUUUGGCCUCGUCGGAGGUCCCCCGGAGUUCCUCGGAGCCAGAGCUGGAGGACAGGAAGGCAGCCCCAGGAGGCGCUCAGGCGGACCCCCAUCGCCAAAGCCGGCCCCGGGGUGCGCCCCUAAGUCCGGCUGGAGGAGGCGCAGUUGCCAUGGCACCGGAGAUGCUCCCCAAGCAUCCUCAUCCCCCGGGGAAAAGGGAGCCCAGGGUGGACGCCUCCCUCCACGGCAAUCUGGCAGGAGCGUCCCUUCCUCUGCUCGUCGGUGCUCCCACCCAUCUCCCCUCAAAGAAGUUAAUCAAGGUUUGCUCUUCUCCCCCCGCCCGCCCACCCCAGCGUUUCCAUACGGUUUGUUCACAGGCCCCUCCUAGGCCGGGGGUGAAUGCUCACUUACAUUGA
This is a messenger RNA of Odobenus rosmarus divergens (Pacific walrus), 1074 nucleotides long. RefSeq names its product chromosome unknown open reading frame, human C12orf42 (gene CUNH12orf42). Bases 1 to 1074 code for a protein of 357 amino acids. Lineage: Eukaryota; Metazoa; Chordata; Mammalia; Carnivora; Odobenidae. The record is from RefSeq and is a predicted model, not a curated record. The transcript is spliced from 3 exons.